AAUGUGCAGUCUAAUGAAGUUGGUGGGAGCGGUCGUAUGGAGCUGGCAGGCCUAAAGAGGAGCUUCAGCUUUCUGGAAUCCCAGGGCCUGGUUGUUGAUCUUUUAGUCACGGACCGUCACGUCCAAGGCAAAGCUUUCAUGAAGAAGGAAAAGCCAAAUGUCCGCCACGAGUUUGACGUCUGGCACGUUGCAAAAGGUAUCAAGAAGCAGCUGCUCGCGGCCAUUAAGAUCCCCGUCUGUGCUGAGCUUGCGCUCUGGAGCAGGCCAAUACAAAACCACCUUUACUGGGUGGCAGCUUCCAGCGAAGGGAGUUCGGAUCUGAUUGUCCCCAAGUGGCUUUCCGCGCUGAACCAUGUGCGAGACGUUCACUCUCACCGUGAUCCCCGGUUUGCCUCAUGUGCCCACGGCGAGCUUGAGCCCAGGGAUUGGCUCUCUGAUGACUCGGCAGCUUUCGAAAAACUGGGAAACAUUGUGACGAAGAAGUGCCUGCUUGCUGACCUUCCAAAGCUCUCAACACGCUUCCAGACCUACACUGUGGAGGCGUUCCACAGCCUGAUCAUCCACUUCUGUCCGAAGUCCUGUCACUACUCGUACAAGGGGAUCAAAGCGAGAACCAAGCUUGCGAUUCUCCAUUACAACGAGAACGGCAACAGGCCUUAUGCAUUCACGGAGGAGGGCGAGGAGCGCUUCAGGGUCAAGUACCCGAAGGCCAAUGGAGGAGAAGGAGUGGCAGUGCAAGAAAGAAAGGAGCCAACUCAUGACUACGUGAAGAGGCUUCUGGACGUGCUGCGAGAAGGGGCCCAGAGGAAGACUCGUGGCGUCAGUCUCAUCACACCCUCAGUGGUUCCGCCGCCGCUCUGCAGCUCUGCAAAGAAAGUUUCCGAGACAGAACUGAUUCAAAGGCACAAGACAAGGUUCAAGAAAUAA
Molecule: messenger RNA, 927 nt
Organism: Ixodes scapularis (black-legged tick)
Lineage: Eukaryota; Metazoa; Arthropoda; Arachnida; Ixodida; Ixodidae
Exons: 5
Coding region: 37-927 (296 amino acids)
Source: RefSeq, a predicted model, not a curated record